GCUGCUGCACUGACAUUAUCCAGAAGCAAGUUGCAUAACUCAAGCUGAUGAAAUAUGGAGCUGCUGCAGGCGCUUUGUUGCACAUUUCUGUUGCUCUUAGCGAGAAUGCAAGUUCUACACGCAGUCAGUUGGGAGGAAUGGUGGACAUAUGAUGGCAUAUCGGGUCCUGCCUUUUGGGGUCUCAUCAACCCGGAGUGGUCGCUGUGCAACAAGGGGCGGCGACAAUCUCCAGUGAAUCUAGAGCCACAGCGUUUGCUCUUCGAUCCCAAUCUGCGACCGAUGCACAUUGAUAAGCACAGAAUAAGCGGUCUGAUUAGCAAUACUGGGCACAGUGUCAUCUUCACUGCCGGCAAUGAUACGGUGGCCAACUAUGAUGGAAUGCAGAUGCCUGUAAACAUUUCGGGCGGUCCACUGUCCUAUCGCUAUCGCUUUCAUGAGAUACAUAUACACUAUGGACUGAAUGAUCAAUUCGGAUCCGAGCACAGCGUCGAGGGCUACACAUUCCCUGCGGAGAUACAAAUAUUUGGCUACAAUUCCCAGCUAUAUGCAAAUUUCUCGGAUGCCCUGAAUCGUGCCCAGGGCAUUGUCGGUGUCUCCAUUUUGCUGCAGCUGGGCGAUCUGUCCAAUCCGGAGCUGCGGAUGCUCACCGAUCAGCUGGAGCGCAUACGCUACGGCGGCGACGAGGCCUUCGUAAAGCGGCUCUCCAUACGCGGCCUGCUGCCCGACACCGAUCACUACAUGACCUACGACGGGUCCACUACGGCGCCGGCCUGCCACGAGACAGUCACCUGGGUGGUGCUGAACAAACCCAUUUACAUAACCAAGCAACAGUUGCACGCAUUGCGUCGUCUUAUGCAGGGCAGUCCAGAUCAUCCAAAGGCACCGCUGGGCAACAAUUACCGACCGCCUCAGCCGCUGCUGCAUCGACCAAUACGCACGAACAUUGACUUUAAGACGACGAAGACGAAUGGAAAGGCCGCCUGCCCCACCAUGUAUCGCGAAGUCUACUAUAAAGCCACAAGUUGGAAACAAAAUUAGGGGCUAUAUGCGCUGAUAAGCUGAUGCGAUGAGGAGUUACGCAUAUGCCUAAUAUAAUGGGCGAAGGCGCGCAACUGGAGCUUCCACUAAAC
Molecule: messenger RNA, 1130 nt
Organism: Scaptodrosophila lebanonensis
Lineage: Eukaryota; Metazoa; Arthropoda; Insecta; Diptera; Drosophilidae
Gene: CARPB
Product: carbonic anhydrase-related protein 10
Exons: 8
Coding region: 55-1038 (327 amino acids)
Molecular function (GO): zinc ion binding; carbonate dehydratase activity
Source: RefSeq, a predicted model, not a curated record